GGAUUAAAAAGGCAUUACUAAUCGAUCGACGCCGCCAUUGUUCUGCUGCUCCUGUCUGCGCUAUCUGCACUCGCUUUCUGUACUUGACAGCCACAGCUGCUUUCAGGGUCUGCUCGUCCUCUUGGAGAAAUGGCAACAACCGUAAAACUGAACACCGGUGCCCAAAUGCCCAUAGUGGGACUUGGAACAUGGAAGUCUCCCCCGGGCAAGGUGACCGAGGCGGUGAAAGCAGCCAUCUCGGCGGGCUACAGGCACAUUGACGGAGCGUUCGUGUACCAGAACGAGUCAGAAGUGGGAGAGGGCAUUAACACCAUGAUCAAGGAUGGCGUUGUCAAGCGAGAGGACCUUUUCAUUGUUAGCAAGCUGUGGAGCACGUUCCACGAGAAGUCCAUGGUGAGGAAAGGUUUCGAGAAGACUCUGAGUGAUCUUAAACUGGACUACCUUGAUCUCUAUCUGGUUCACUGGCCCAUGGGUUUCAAGGCUGGGGAUGAGCUUUUUCCGUUGGACAGCGCCGGAGAAACAAUCAAUGAUAACACUCAUUUCCUGGAGACAUGGGAGGGGAUGGAGGAGCUGGUGGAUGCUGGUUUGGUGAAAGCUAUCGGGGUGUCCAACUUCAACCAGGAGCAGAUUGAAGCCAUUCUCAACAAGCCGGGCCUCAAAUACAAGCCGGCCAACAACCAAGUGGAGUGCCACCCCUACCUGACCCAGGAUCAGCUGAUCGCCUUCUGCCACUCUCAGGGCAUCUCAGUGACCGCCUACAGCCCCCUGGGCUCCCCCGACAGACCCUGGGCUAAACCUGGAGAACCCUCUCUGCUGGAAGACCCCAACAUUAAAGCCAUCGCUGCCAAGCACAACAAGACUCCUGCUCAGGUGCUGAUCCGCUUCCACAUCCAGAGGAACGUGAUCGUAAUCCCUAAGUCCAUUACACCUCAGCGCAUUCAGGAGAACUUCCAGGUGUUUGAUUUUGCUCUGACUGAGGAGGAAAUAAAGACUAUAGUCGGGUUUAACAGGAACUGGAGAGUCUGCCCGAUGCAAUGGAGCUUGAAGCACAAGGACCAUCCAUUCCGAGCUUAAUUCUGGAAUGGAUGAAUUUCCACAGGUUUACAGAUGGAGCUGGAGAAAGCCUCGGUGCAGAUUGCUUGUUUCUUCUUUAGGGCAGUUUAGAUAUUUAGUACAGCCUUAUCUAGACUUAUACAUGUGUUGCCCUCAGGAUAAAGGUUGAAUGCUUUAGCUAUCCCUUUUUGUCUAACUGAAAACAGUUGACCCAUUGAUUGCACCCUCCUGAGACCUCUUAUACAUCAUUAGGGUACUGGUAUUUUUUCAUAAAUAUGCUUUUUCUUAGCUGGCUUUAACAUGAGUUUUUAUUUGUGUGUCAUGUUAUGUUACUGAACAACCUAAAUAUGCACAAACAAAAUGUUGUAUUUUCAAAGUGAAUAACUGCUCUGAUUUGUUUUUGAAACGGGAAUAGCAAUCUACAAAAUCAUGGACCUUUGCAUAUGUAGAUUUGCAUGAUGUAGCACAUGUAUAGUACCCAGUAUUCAUUCCUGUUUUAAAUCUAAACACUCCUCAUGUGUCCUAACCUAUUUCUACCAGAGAGACGCAUUAGUGCCUUUGAAUUUAAGUCUGACCGCCAAAUUAAAAGCGCUGUUAUGUUUGAAAUUCAGCAUUUAAUACACAGACUCGUCUUGCGAUGACAAAGUAUUUGUUUACUUUUACUCGUGAGUCAUAUGGCACUAUUUUAAAACCCUCUAACCAAAUCUUUGCUUUCACUUCCCGCUUGCUUUUGUACGGCGUUGAAAUAAAGUCCUGUGGGAGACAAUAAAACAAGUUGCUGCA
This is a messenger RNA of Eleginops maclovinus (Patagonian blennie), 1836 nucleotides long. Its product is annotated as aldo-keto reductase family 1 member B10-like. Gene Ontology annotation, cellular component: cytosol. NCBI's taxonomy places the organism in Eukaryota, Metazoa, Chordata, Actinopteri, Perciformes, Eleginopidae. The transcript has 10 exons. Gene Ontology annotation, molecular function: aldose reductase (NADPH) activity. The record is from RefSeq and is a predicted model, not a curated record. The coding region runs from base 130 to 1074 and encodes 314 amino acids.